AGACCAGAGCCGAGGCUGAAGGAGAGGCUGCAGGUGGCCUUCUGCCCUCCCCCUCCCUCAUUCUCCCCCGCCUGCCUUAACAGCCCUCCUUAGCCAAAGCCCCUUCACGUUCCUCCUGGGCUCAGCCCCUUCCUCUCUCUGGGGCCCCAGGCGCCCCUCGGGGCCUGCGUCCCACCAUGUCGGUGGCUGUGGAGAUCUUCGGCUUCUUCAUGGCAGCCCUGGGGCUGCUGAUGCUGGGGGUGACCCUGCCGAACAGCUACUGGCGAGUGUCCACCGUCCACGGGAACGUCAUCACCACCAACACCAUCUUUGAGAACCUCUGGUAUAGCUGUGCCACCGACUCCCUGGGAGUCUACAACUGCUGGGAAUUCCCGUCCAUGCUGGCCCUCUCUGGGUACAUCCAGGCCUGCCGGGCGCUCAUGAUCACUGCCAUCCUCCUGGGCUUCCUUGGCCUCUUCCUAGGCAUGCUGGGGCUGCGCUGCACAAACAUUGGUGGCAUAGAGCUCUCCAGGAAGGCCAAGCUGGCGGCCACCGCAGGGGCCCUACACAUACUGGCUGGUGUCUGUGGGAUGGUGGCCAUCUCCUGGUACGCCUUCAACAUCACCCAGGACUUCUUCAACCCCUCCUAUCAAGGAACCAAGUACGAGCUGGGCCCCGCCCUCUACCUGGGCUGGAGCGCCUCCCUGCUCGCCAUCCUGGGCGGCGCCUGCCUCUGCGCCCACUGCUGCUGCGCCCCCAAAGAGGACCCCGCCGCCAGGGCCCGGCUUCCCUACAAGGCCUCCGCGCUGCGGUCCGCCAGCCUCUCCGCCCGCCUGUCCCCCGCGGCCGCGGAUGAAGACGACAGCAGCUUUGGCAAAUACGGCAAAAACGCUUACGUGUAGGAGGCCUGGCGUGUGGACCCCAUUCCCUUCCCACUGCCCGCAGCGGAGAGAGGUCUCCGGAGCCCCGGGCUGCAGGCGCGGGCCCACGCCCCUUGGCACAA
Ceratotherium simum simum (southern white rhinoceros) is the source of this 982-nucleotide messenger RNA. RefSeq names its product claudin 15 (gene CLDN15). Gene Ontology annotation, molecular function: structural molecule activity. NCBI's taxonomy places the organism in Eukaryota, Metazoa, Chordata, Mammalia, Perissodactyla, Rhinocerotidae. The record is from RefSeq and is a predicted model, not a curated record. Gene Ontology annotation, cellular component: membrane; bicellular tight junction.